AUGAUGGCAUCUCUCACUGACAAUGCCGACUACGAUGCCGGCGAAUCGUUUGGGUACGUACCCAGCCAAUUUUCAAAGGCUGAAAAUCACGAAUACUAUGGCAGAGGACACAGGACUAGGUACGUUCCUCAAGUCCUGGCCGGAUCCUUUUCCCUGGGCCACCAUCUCCUUACGCUUGCUGGCGCGCUUUUCUUGCGCUAUUCUUUGGCCCCAUAUUUCCACGCGCUUGCAGCAGUGUCUUGCCUCAACAAAUCGCUCAUUGUAUCUCCCAAUAGUUCGAAUAUCAACUCGCCAUCUUGGUUACAGUGCCAUAGCUCCAACCAAUCCAGCUUGUCUGAUCAGCCUCUCUUCAGAGUGACAGUCAUUGUGCGCCUCCUUACUUCUCUGUUCUCUCUAUCCUCUCCUACCUGUACCUCAAUUUUUAUAUACGUAAAAACCCCAUCUACUGUCACAGCUAUUUAUUUAUUUACAGCCUCUGCUCUACAUUAUUUCGUCUCCUAUCUAUCAAUCGGUCUUGAUGGAUCACUCACUGGCUCGGAAUCACUUCGAAUGGCUGGGCCCUCUGAAUUGGAAAGAAAAAUUCAGCAACCAGAUAUUAGCAAAGCGUGCACUGCCGAUGAUAAAGAUCACGUCAUGGGGAAAAGACCCCAAAUUCAACUCCUGCCACUUGAGACAGUAUCGGAGUAUACAGGUAUGGUGGCAGAGACUAUGGCAACAGACCGAUCUGAAGGGAAAGAGAAAGUGACAGUCUUGGAAAAGGCAUCUUCAGACUUCGGGAAGAUUCCAGAUAUCGGACUCACAGAUUUAGCCGAUAUUCAGGUAGAUCAUAUUGAUUUAUGUCUUGGGCAUGCAUAG
This is a messenger RNA of Protopolystoma xenopodis, 855 nucleotides long. The record is from the annotation of a GenBank genome assembly. Lineage: Eukaryota; Metazoa; Platyhelminthes; Monogenea; Polystomatidea; Polystomatidae.